AGUGUGUUCCAGAUAAGCCAACGAUGGCGCAGAUACUUAUCAUCUAUUUAAGGCGAGGCAAUAUUGGAUUACCGAGUCUCUUCAUAUUCUGUGAAUCAACCUCCGAAUCUUUAUAUCUGGAAAUAUGGAAAACUUUGUCAAUACGCAUCUCAGGUAUAAAGGAAAAUAUCAAAUCAAUAGUUUGCGAUUGGGAUUCUGCACUUCAUACUACGAUCGGGCAAACUUUUCUCGAUGUUUCCCUGAAAGGAUGUUGGUUCCACUACAUAAGAAAAUCUGCAAGCUACUUCAGAAAGGCCGUACUUUUGACAAGGCCAACCCAGACAAUGAUUUUAGUAACAUAAAAAAAUGGUUAUCUGACAAUUUGAAAAAUGAACGUAGACCACCGUUGACUGCAGAGCAAAAAGAAUUGAGAAGUCAAAAGGCUAAAUUGCGACGAUUGCAAGAAAAAGAGAAAAAAAGAGAAGGAGAUGGUAAUAAUGUCAACAGUAACAACGGGAAUCGUCAACGAGAAAGAAGACAACAGGAAAACAACGAGCCACAAAAUUGAAGAUAGUUAACUUUGCAGGAAAGAAACUUUUGAAAAAAUUUAAUAUCUUAUAGUUAAUUUUUUU
Molecule: messenger RNA, 611 nt
Organism: Cotesia glomerata
Lineage: Eukaryota; Metazoa; Arthropoda; Insecta; Hymenoptera; Braconidae
Exons: 3
Coding region: 125-547 (140 amino acids)
Source: RefSeq, a predicted model, not a curated record